This is a messenger RNA of Verticillium dahliae VdLs.17, 1089 nucleotides long. RefSeq lists its product as uncharacterized. The coding region runs from base 1 to 1089 and encodes 362 amino acids. Lineage: Eukaryota; Fungi; Ascomycota; Sordariomycetes; Glomerellales; Plectosphaerellaceae. The transcript has 6 exons. The record is from RefSeq and is a predicted model, not a curated record.
AUGGUCCAGAACUUUGAGCGCUACCAGCGGAAGGCGCCUGAGAAACCUCCUAGCCCUGAUCUGCCCGUAGCAUGCUUCACGAUACAGUUCCCUCGCGAUCCGGAGUUCGUCGACCGGCCUACCCUCAUGCAAUUAUUGGAAGACCAAUACAAAGGCUCUCGACAACGUAUAUCCCUCGUUGGCAUGGGCGGUUUUGGAAAGUCCCAGAUCGCCAUCGAAUUCGCUUAUCGUGUCCGAGAGACAAUCUCUGAUGCCGCUACCAACGUCUUCUGGUCUGGAAAGUGGCUCAUGAUCCUUGAUAACGCCGAUGAUGUCGGCGUAUUCUUCGCUACGGAUACCACCCAGAAUGGGAAAAUCCUGGUCACGACGCGAAGCAUGAAUGCCGCAGAAAAGCUGACAGGUGGUCAUCAUUCUGUCAUUCAAAUACCAACUAUGGGCCAGGCCGAAUGUUUACAGCUUGUCCACACUAAUGCGACCUUCGUUUACGAAAAGACCGCCGCAGAGAAACUUAUUCAGAUCCUUGAGUUGAUCCCGCUUGCCGUCACCCAGGCGGUCGCGUACAUCAACCGCCGAGCCCCUCGAGUAUCUAUCCAGUCGUAUAUCCAGAAUUUCCGGAAGAACGAGGCGUGGCAAGGGAAUCUCUUAAGCAAGGACUCUGGAGACGUGAGGAGACUGGAUAGCGCAUCAAACUCCAUUGUCGUCACCUGGCAGAUCACUUUUGAACAGAUUCGUCAAGAGAGCCCGUCGUCAGCCGAACUACUGUCGCUCAUGAGCUUCUUUCACUCCCAGAACAUCCUCGAAGAACUUCUCCAGGGCUACCUCGGCCUUUCUCCUAGAAGCAAGCAUGACUUAAGUCAACGAGAGUGGUCCUCGCAAGACAAUCAAUUGCCUGACCAGCCCGAAGCUAAUUCCGACGUCCAACUCCAACGCGACCUUGAUGCUCUCAUGGGCUAUUCUCUCAUCGCUCCCACAACCACAAAGGGCUUGUACGACAUGCAUGCCCUUCUCGUGGACCGGGAAGCUCCCGAUUCAGAGUCCUCGAUUGACCGAGCUAGACUCAUGCACAACAUGGCAUGGUACAUGCUCUAA